Messenger RNA from Dalotia coriaria, 727 nucleotides. It is a transcript of the gene ND-SGDH, whose product is annotated as NADH dehydrogenase (ubiquinone) SGDH subunit. The transcript has 3 exons. Lineage: Eukaryota; Metazoa; Arthropoda; Insecta; Coleoptera; Staphylinidae. The record is from RefSeq and is a predicted model, not a curated record. The coding region runs from base 115 to 642 and encodes 175 amino acids.
GCAGGCGCUGCUGCUGCAGUCCGUCAAUAAACGAUUGAAUCUGCUGCCUGGUAUCUCUUGCAGUUCUUUUAAGAAAAGAACAAUUGAAUAAGAAACAGGAUCCAAUAAAUAAUUAUGGCAAUUUGGAGUGCACUGCGCGCGCUCGCAGCUCGUUCUUCAGUGAAUGCUGGUGUAACAACAGUUGCAAAGAGAGCAAUGAGCGGUCACGACAGAACCUUUGCGAUAGAGCCGAGUAGGUGGCAAUGGAACAGGUUUAAGGAUUAUUUUCAUUAUUAUUGUAUGUUGGGCCUCAUCCCAGUUGGUGCUGUCAUCACCCUUACCAAUGUUUUUGUUGGACCUGCUACUCUUUCUGAAAUACCUGAGGGAUAUACUCCAAAGUAUUGGGAAUAUUACAGGCACCCAAUAUCACGUUGGAUCGCCAGGUACAUUCUGAAGAAUCCGCAAGAAGAUUAUGAAAAAUACCUGCACAUGAUUUUUGAGGAGCAAGAGAGACGUUUGAUUAGGAAGCUGGAGGUGGAAAUUAAGGAGAAGAUGAAGGAGAGGCAGGAUUACCAGGCCUACUACUACAGACCAAUUACAGCAAAGUAUCACCGCGCCACGAGGGACACUGCCGAAUAUUUGGACACUGUUCGCGGUGAAUAAGUCGUUGCAUUGUAGUUAAUUUCAAAUAAUGUUGAUAGAAUUGUAUUCACAAUAUAUAAAUAAAUUAAAAUAAAGAAAGCAAUAA